This is a messenger RNA of Anopheles aquasalis, 2643 nucleotides long. RefSeq lists its product as uncharacterized. Gene Ontology annotation, cellular component: membrane. NCBI's taxonomy places the organism in Eukaryota, Metazoa, Arthropoda, Insecta, Diptera, Culicidae. Gene Ontology annotation, molecular function: ligand-gated monoatomic ion channel activity. The record is from RefSeq and is a predicted model, not a curated record.
AUGGUCGUUACGAAAAGAGGAGUGAAUGAGAAUAGGAUCAGAGAGCUUUUCUCUCGCCUCUGGAAACUGCGUAUCAUUAAUGUGGCCCUUAUAGUUCGAAAUGCGGCUGAAAAGUAUUGUGCAUAUAACUAUGAUCCAUACGACGACAGCAAUCAUUGUGGAGUAGUGCGAAUGAAGUUAUUGGGUUGCUACAUGAGUGAUGUUUGUAACAGUACCGAUCAUUGGUUUGGCAAUUCGUUACGAAAUUUUAAUGGAUGUACGCUUAAUGUAGGGACUUUUGAUGCAAAACCAUUCGCAAUGGUGCAGGUUGUAGAUAACAUCACCGUGUUUGUCGGAUUAGAGGCAGAAAUUAUGAAAAUCAGUGCAAACAAAUUGAAUUUUUCAAUGAAUUACCUAACACCACCAGGAAAUCAAAAAUGGGGUGUAUUCGAACCAGGGAAUACCACGGGGCUCAUGGGAAUGCUGGAGAGGUCUGAAGUAGAUGUUGGUUUUGGUGUAACUGGUCUUAAUUUGAAUCUCAGUGAACAUUUACGCUCGAGUACUCCUAGUAUUAUUUCUCAAUUGACCAUGGCCAUUCCACCGCGAAAUCCUUACACAUCACUGGAGAAACUAUUUCUGCCGUUCACAGUGGGUUCGUGGAUAUUGAUCGUCGCUUCCAUUUUGGUGAUUUGGUGUUUUUCAUUGCUGCUACUAUAUUGGUGGAACUAUUCCUUAUUUGAAAAUAAACAUAGUGUGGUUUACAUCACUUGGGUUAUACUGAUGGGAGGGCCGGGAAAUAGUGUCCAAAAACACAGCUCCCGAAUCUACAUGAUCAGUUUAGUGUUGAACGCGUUCAUCGUACGCAAUAUGUAUCAAUCACAGCUUUUCACGUAUAUGCGAUCCAUCGAUUCAUAUGCAUCCAAUUUGAACUCUUACGAUGAUAUCAACGGAGCUGGACUGUUUUAUUACAUGUAUCCAUCCGCUAAACCAUUUUUCAUCGACAACCCUUCAGUAAAAGGAAGAAUACGCAUCGUCGAUGAAGAGAAUGUAGAUUGGGAUGAAAUUCUGUACAACAUUUCGUUACAUAGGACUAAUGGUGUGAUGGCUCUUGCGUUAGAGUCGAUAACGUAUUACGUUAAACGGCGUGGCCAAGAAGGCAUGGUGUACGUGAGCCGGGAUACCGGUGUAAGCUACUACAUUGCAUUUCAUUUUCCCAAAGCUUCAGCCUUAAAAGAACUUUUCGAUGAACUCAUUAAUCGUUUUUAUGCUGGCGGAUUGAUAGUUCACUGGCUGCGAAAGUAUCGUGACAAUCCGGAUACGUGGGUCAACCAGAAAAAAGAAAAAGAACCUACUCCAUUACAGCUUCAUCAGGUCUCCGGAGGCUUCUAUUUAUGGAUGUCCCUUAUGUGUCUGGCAACAGUGAUUUUCGUUAUUGAACUAUGCAACGGCGAGUCGCGUGUGGCCACUACGUUUCAGGCAGAUCUAAUCAACAGCGUGGCGAAGCAGAACAGUGACUGGAUGGUGAUAUCAUUCGAAGAUCUACCAACACUCGAGCGACGACCCGCAUUCUAUAACGUGUUCCUCGUCCAGGAUUAUGCAUCCCUUUGCAAUAUUGUUAGUCAAAUGGACUACCAUUCAUACCAGUUCCAUGGGUAUUACACGGUGUUCCUUGAGCAAUCAGACAACGAUGCCGUUAGCAGAGUGAUGGAGAAGCUAUGGAACAGUUCGAUUAUCAACGCGGUGGUGAUUUGUCGAGAAAGCGAUGAGGAGUAUGUGGCGUACUCGUACCAUCCUUACCGGGCAGGCAAGUGUGGGAUGGUGAAACCAAUAGAACAAGGAAGGCUACAUACAGACGAAGAAUGGAUAUCGAGUACGAGUGUUUGGUUUGGAGAUCGGAUUGCAAAUUUUAACGGCUGUCCGCUAAAAGUAGGCACUGUCGAGGUAAAGCCUUACUCGAUGUCACGGAGAGAAGAUAAUGAGACUGUAUACUUCGGGCUCGAAAUGCUUAUAGCAGAAGCGAUAGCGGAGAAAUUGCAAUUUUCACUCGAUUGCAAAACGCCGCAGGAUAACGUACGAUGGGGAAUCUUGCACCCUACAAAUAGCACCGGCUUAGUGGGUUUGAUUCAGCGCAGAGAAGUAGACUUUGGAUUCGGCUCCCUCGGGUAUUCGCUAAGCCGACAUAUUUAUCUGAAGAUGGGUACCCCAAACUACCUGACUCAAAUGAUAAUGGCGAUACCGCCUCAAAGGCCGUACACAUCGCUAGAGAAAUUGUUUCAACCGUUCACGAUCGAUGCUUGGAUUUGCAUUGCUGUUGGUUAUUUGAUUUUUGGAGUAACCACACUGCUGUUGGCGAAGUUCAAUCCUAAUGCAAUAUCAGAAACGAUCCACUACCCACUUUUCACGCUGUGGGUCCUCCUGAUGGGAGGUUCGGCAGGGAAAUUUCAGUUAAGUAGCUCACGAACCUUCAUUAUUGGUUUCAUCGUUAACGCGCUGGUCGUACGGACACUAUAUCAAGCCGGUAUGUUUAAGCGACUACAGGCUUCUGCCUCUUUGGCUUCAGAUUUAAACACCAUCAGUGCGAUCAAUAAGGCUGGCCUAAUGUUCAUUAUGUACCGAUCGACAACCCAGUUUUAUAAGGAUAACCCUAUGGUUCCAGCCAGGUAG